AUGUCUGGCUUUCAAGCUCGCCCCAAGCGGGCGGGUGAAGACUUCUCGCGAACACACCAUGAAGAAGACGAUGCGAACGAUCCUUCAUCGAAGAAACCGCGAUUUGACCUACGAAACCCCUCCACUCUAGCCCCAGAUGCCUUGGAUGACGAUGUUGUUCUGGAUGCAGAUGAAAUUGGCCGUCGCGGACAACAAGUGCGCCGCAAAGCCGUCAAUCUAGACGGUUACGACUCUGACAGCGACAACGAAGGCUUCCAUGCGCGGUCCGAAGCCAAGUCAAAGGCCAGCCGUGCAAAACAGGACGCCGAUGAUGACGACAUGUUUGCAGAAUUAGAAGAGGAUUUCGGUGCGGAGGAGGUCGAUGCCGACGAGGCUAUGCGCAAGAACAAGAAGAAUGUGCGCUUCCUGCGAGAUGACGAAAUUGAGGGCCAAGUAGCUGGGUCAAAGGGUGGAGGCACACUACAUGCGGACUUGAGCCGAGGACCUGACGAAGUAGACGCGGACGAGGCAGAAAGCGACAGUGAAAUUGGAGAGGAGGAACGUGCCAAAGUCGAUGGGGAAAUGGACGAGGAGCUAGGGGCAGGGUCGAAGAAAAAGCAUGCGCCCUUGCUCGACGCUUUCAACAUGAAGACGGAACAAGAAGAGGGCAAAUUUGAUGACCAAGGCAAUUACAUUCGAAAAGCUGCCGACCCCGAUGCAGUCCACGAUACGUGGCUGGAAGGUGUCUCGAAGAAGGAGAUUCGACUCGCGAAGGAGGCUGCCGACAAAAGAGAGGCCGAGAGGAAGGAAAAGGACAGGGCGAACGACAGUGUCCUUGCGUCAGAUGUCUUAAAAACGCUUAUCAUCAACCUCAAGCGAGGCGAAACGAUACUUGAGGCAUUGGCCAGGAUAGGCAAAGGAGCCCCCAAAAAGCCAAAAUGGCAGAACAACCGCAACAAGAAUCGAUCCAAGCAAAAAGAGACCGCGGCUGAAGAUACGGAUAUGACUGAAGAUGACCCCAAAGAGGCUGCGCGGAAGAAAACCAUUGAGGAUGUUACGGGUGCGGCAGAUAUCCUUAUGACCAGGGGCCAGGCCGACAUCUACGAUACGGAACGUGAGCUUCUGACUCGACAAUAUCGUCGGGAAACAGGGGAAGACUGGAUUGAUCCGCCGGAGGAGGACACCGCCACCACCGCCGAUCAUCAAACUCCUACCAUGUGGCAAUUUCGUUGGUCUGAUGCUCGAGACGGUGGAGUUGUACAUGGCCCAUACGAUAGUGCAACGAUGGAGUCAUGGAACCACGCUGGUUACUUUGGUGAAGGCGUUGAAUUUCGACGGACAACGGACACGGGCGAAUGGAGAAGGGAAGCUAAUUUUACUCAAUAA
Molecule: messenger RNA, 1365 nt
Organism: Aspergillus affinis
Lineage: Eukaryota; Fungi; Ascomycota; Eurotiomycetes; Eurotiales; Aspergillaceae
Product: Lin1 family protein
Exons: 1
Coding region: 1-1365 (454 amino acids)
Cellular component (GO): U5 snRNP
Molecular function (GO): protein binding
Source: RefSeq, a predicted model, not a curated record